AUGACUAGCCGGCAAACAAACGACCAACUAAUCCAAAAUCUCCAAACUAAAAUCCGCGAACUGGAACAAAAAUUAGAAGAAUUCACCCAAGGAGGCAUAAAAAUCCUUUUCUCUGGCAAAGCCAACGCCCAAAGAAUAGCCCGCAAAGUAAAACCUCGCACUUUACGCGAAAUCCCUGAAUUAAGCCUGGGUAGCGAAGAACAAAAAUCUAAAAAUCUAGUAAUUGAAGGUGAUAAUUUACUCGCUAUGGCUACUUUAUACCAAUAUCACGGCAAAAUUGACCUGAUAAUUGCUGACCCUCCUUAUAAUACCGGCAAAGAUUUUCGGAUACAAAUGAUGCGGCAAAUGCUUAAAUCUAAUGGAGUAUUGGCUUUUUGUAUAGAUGAAAGGGAAUUAUUUAGACUAGGAAUGAUGCUGGACGAAAUUUUUGGGGAAAAGAACCGAAUUGCGAUUAUUAACUGGCAAAAAUUAGGUGGUCCGAAAACUUACACUCAUGUUUCACCGGCUACCGAAUACAUUUUGGUUUAUGCUAAGGAUUUAGAAAAAACAGAAACUAAUUUAAUGCCUCGCACGGAGAACUAUUUAAAACAGUUCAAAAAUCCAGAUAAAGACCCACGGGGAGCUUGA
Ambispora leptoticha is the source of this 627-nucleotide messenger RNA. NCBI's taxonomy places the organism in Eukaryota, Fungi, Glomeromycota, Glomeromycetes, Archaeosporales, Ambisporaceae. The record is from the annotation of a GenBank genome assembly.